AUGACGAAUCACAUUCAGCACUUGUUUAUAAUCAAUCGUGCCGGAAGUUUGAUUUAUAGUUGGGAAGCCAGAAUCGAAACGGUUUGUGUUUUGAAAUACAGUUAUGAUGAUAGUAUUAAAAAUCAGAUCUGUGGAAGAGAAACGCUCAGUUGCGUGACAGUAAGAUUCGCAGCACCAACAGUAUCCACAAACGAGAAGAUUAUUCUGUCUUCAAUGUUCCAUUCACUCUUCACGAUUGCCGUCCAGUUAUCUCCUUGUCCCAAAAGUUCUGGAGUUGAGGUUCUCGAAACGACGCAAUUCAAAUUGUUCUGUCUACAAAGUAGGACUGGUGUCAAAUUCGUAGUAAUCACCUCUGCCGCGUCGAACAUUGCUGCUGAUUCGUUACUUUCGAAAAUGUAUGAAUUGUACACGGAUUUCGCACUGAAGAACCCCUUCUAUUCCAUCGAUAUGCCAAUUCGAGCUCAGAAGUUUGAUGAAGCAAUCAAGGUGCUUUUGGAGAAGGCUGAGAAAAGCAACGGAGCUGUCACCUUCUAA
Molecule: messenger RNA, 534 nt
Organism: Caenorhabditis briggsae
Lineage: Eukaryota; Metazoa; Nematoda; Chromadorea; Rhabditida; Rhabditidae
Exons: 3
Coding region: 1-534 (177 amino acids)
Biological process (GO): endoplasmic reticulum to Golgi vesicle-mediated transport
Cellular component (GO): TRAPP complex
Source: RefSeq, a predicted model, not a curated record